UAGUGUCUGCAGCCUUUUCUCAAGUUUUUCACCGUGAACUGUUGUGUGUCAAACUGGACAAGUUAUCUUAGUUGAAGCUUCAUCAUUUUGAAAAAUUGUGGAGACUACUGAAAAGAAGGUGCUUUUAGAGCCGAAGAUGUGAAUAAGACUCCUGUGCUGGAGAUUCUAGAUCAUCUUGAGGAUCCCACUGGGAUAAUGUUUAGUUGUCAUGUCUUCUUAGGCUCCUCUUGCUGUGACAAUUUCUUGGAUUUUCAUUUGUUUGAUGACACUGUCGGCUGUGAGGAGAACUGAUCAGGUAAAAAUGAAUGCGGUGUUGGAAGAUCACUACUAUCGGAAGGCUGGUUAGCAUCAAUUUCCUAAGAGAUACUUGACCACUAUUUGUUCUGGCAUGGCGCAGAGCACUCCACAGCUUGACAUGCAGGUUCUUCAUGACCUCCGACAGCGUUUCCCGGAGAUUCCAGAGGGUGUUGUGUCUCAGUGCAUGUUACAGAACAACAACAAUCUUGAAGCCUGUUGCCGAGCCCUCUCCCAGGAGAGUAGCAAAUACUUAUAUAUGGAAUACCACAGUCCAGAUGACAACAGGAUGAAUAGAAAUCGCCUUUUGCAUAUUAAUCUGGGUAUCCAUUCUCCGAGCAGCUACCACCCAGGAGAUGGGGCACAACUUAAUGGGGGUCGAACACUGGUACAUAGCUCAAGUGAUGGACAUAUUGAUCCACAGCAUGCAGCGAGUAAACAGCUGAUAUGUUUAGUUCAGGAACCACACUCCGCUCCAGCUGUUGUGGCUGCUACUCCGAACUACAAUCCAUUUUUUAUGAAUGAACAGAACAGAAGUGCAGCUACUCCUCCCUCACAACCACCUCAGCAGCCAUCUUCCAUGCCCGCAGGAAUGAAUCCAUCUGCUAUGCAAGGGCCUUCACCGCCGCCACCUCCUUCGUACAUGCACAUACCUCGGUAUAGUACAAAUCCGAUUACUGUUACAGUGUCCCAGAACCUCCCUUCUGGACAGACUGUACCAAGAGCUUUACAAAUUCUUCCACAAAUUCCAAGCAAUCUCUAUGGGUCUCCUGGUUCUAUUUAUAUUAGACAGACAUCUCAGAGUUCAUCAGGAAGACAAACUCCUCAGACUACACCAUGGCAGUCCUCACCACAGGGCCCAGUGCCUCAUUAUAGCCAACGUCCUUUACCUGUUUAUCCACAUCAACAGAACUAUCAACCUUCUCAGUAUUCUCCCAAACAACAGCAGAUUCCUCAACCUGCUUACCAUUCGCCACCUCCUUCUCAGUGUCCUUCACCCUUCAGCUCUCCACAGCAUCAGGUGCAGCCUUCCCAGUUGGGCCACCCAAGUUCCCACGUCUUUAUGCCCCCUAGUCCUUCAACUACUCCACCACAUCCGUAUCAACAAGGACCUCCCAGCUAUCAGAAGCAGGGAAGCCAUUCAGUAGCUUAUCUCCCAUACACAACAUCUAGCUUACCUAAAGGAUCCAUGAAGAAGAUAGAAAUUACAGUAGAACCCUCUCAAAGACCUGGGACAGCAAUGAACAGGAGUCCUUCACCUAUCAGUAAUCAACCAUCUCCACGGAAUCAGCACUCACUGUACACAGCCACCACACCACCUUCAAGUUCUCCUUCAAGAGGAAUAUCCAGUCAACCAAAACCUCCAUUUAAUGUUAAUCCUGUGUAUAUUACGUAUACACAGCCAACUGGACCUUCCUGUGCUCCGUCACCAUCUCCUCGAGUAAUACCAAACCCAACUACAGUUUUUAAAAUUACUGUAGGUCGAGCGACGACUGAAAAUCUUUUAAAUUUAGUGGACCAAGAAGAACGUUCUGCAGCCCCAGAACCUAUUCAGCCCAUUUCAGUGGUACCAGGCUCUGGGGGAGAAAAGGGAAGCCAUAAAUACCAGAGGAGUUCUAGUUCUGGAUCAGAUGACUAUGCCUAUACACAAGCCUUGCUGUUACAUCAGCGAGCAAGGAUGGAGAGGUUAGCAAAGCAGUUGAAACUUGAGAAAGAGGAGCUAGAGCGGUUGAAGGCUGAAGUGAACGGGAUGGAGCAUGACCUGAUGCAGAGACGGCUCCGAAGGGUCAGCUGCACCACUGCAAUCCCCACGCCUGAGGAAAUGACAAGAUUGAGAAGCAUGAACAGACAACUCCAGAUAAAUGUUGACUGUACACUGAAAGAAGUUGACCUCCUUCAAUCUAGAGGAAACUUUGAUCCAAAAGCCAUGAAUAAUUUUUAUGACAACAUAGAACCUGGCCCAGUUGUACCACCCAAGCCAUCUAAAAAAGAUUCGUCAGACCCUUGCACAAUUGAGAGGAAAGCCCGAAGAAUUAGCGUGACCUCCAAAGUACAGGCAGACGUCCAUGACACCCAGGCAGCAGCUGCUGAGGAGCAUCUGACUGGCUCCAAACAGAGUCCUCGGACACAGCCCCGUGAUGAAGACUAUGAGGGGGCCCCGUGGAAUUGUGAUAGCUGCACCUUCCUAAACCACCCUGCGCUGAACCGCUGUGAGCAGUGCGAGAUGCCACGGUACACUUGAACGCCCAAGAGUCUGCAUCGGCCUGAGAGAGAAACUGGGAGUACCCACUAGAAGAAAAGGAGCCUUGGGAGUGUGUGCAUCUGCCCGGCCUUUUCAUUUCCGAUUCCACUGGGGGAGGAGCAGCGCCCCUGUAGGGCUCGUGCUCAGUCAAGAAAAACGGGAAGUUCUCUUUGUUUUGGGUUUUCAUUUUUUCCUUUCUUAACUCAUUGCAGAGUGAGAUAGAAAGGGAUACUUGAAACUGGGAACUGGGAAAGGAUUCACUCCUGAAAGAAUGUACACAGAGAAGUCAAGAGCUCUUCUGUGGAAUCCCAAUUGUUAAAGUUACUGCUGAGUGGCCCUUACUUUAUAAACUAGAACUUUAAAUCAUGGUGUGACAUGUUACAGUUUAUGCAGACAAACUGUGAAUUCUCAGAGCAGACUUAACCCGGUCACAGCUCUCUGGAAAACCAAGGUUCCCCAAGCUUCUUCCCGUUGUUUCCUACUGAAGAGGAGGACAGGAGAAAGCACUCAGAAUAUGACUUGGGGGGGUGGCGCAAAGUAAUAAGAGUAUGUGUAAUUGCUGCUUUUUCAGAGGUAAUUUCAAACACACAAACACAAGUGGCUUAAAAUGUGAUUUGUAGCAGUCAAGAAUGAGGCAUAUCGUGCCUUUCAUUCAAAAGUACAAUCAGAUGAGAAGAUCCCUUUUACUUGUACAAUAAUUCAUCAAGCUAAAUCAACACUGGUAACUAAGACCUAAUUAUGCCACAUAGUAGAUACAAUUUUUAAGUUACUGCAUGCUUUUAUUGGGCCACUGGCCUUAAAAAUAACAAGUCCUUACCAGUACGAUUUUAUGAAUUUUAUGAAUGACCUUCUUGUAAAACUGCGCUUUGCCAAUAGCACAGUGAAUGUAUGCCAAAUGUAAAUCCAUUCCAAAAUCCAUUCGGAAAUCUUGAGCUCAUCUGUGGUUCUGUAAGAAAUAUUUGCAGUCCAUAGGACCUUUUUUAUCCUCCUUCCAAUUUUGUGAUGAAUUCACGAUGUUUACAGCACAGUGUUUUGUGCCAGAAUCCUUACUUAGCUGAAAAAAAAAAUCAACAUUAGCUGUUCAGUAUGGAUUGAUUUGCACAUGUCAGUAAGCCAGUGUGAGGGAAAUUACAGUUGGCCAAGAUCAUAAAGUUGUACACUGCAUUACCUGGGAGGAAGAGAAGGCUAGUCGAGAAACGGGAUUUUAAGAGAAGGGUGAAUACAAAGGACUUUAAGAACUGUUUCAAUUUAACAUAUUGUAUUCCGAGAUAAUACUGAGUUUGUUCAAGUAGUUCAGAUGAUACUAAAGCACUCCUUGUUUAUGAAACCCCAGCUUUAAGGUAUGAAUAACUGAAGAGAUAUAAAGUCAUGUGACUCACUAGGGUGCACCACUGGAAAAUUAUUAAUAGGUCAUUUAAUUAAGGUCUCUAUCACUGUUGAAUUUCCUUCCUAGCUCAGAAUUGGAUUUUGGAAUCUUCCUGUUAUCUUGGUGAAUAUAAAAUAAAUACAGCAAUAAAACUAGUAACGUUUGUAAUCCUAAA
Lontra canadensis (Northern American river otter) is the source of this 4077-nucleotide messenger RNA. It is a transcript of the gene TAB3, whose product is annotated as TGF-beta activated kinase 1 (MAP3K7) binding protein 3. Lineage: Eukaryota; Metazoa; Chordata; Mammalia; Carnivora; Mustelidae. The transcript has 10 exons. The record is from RefSeq and is a predicted model, not a curated record. Bases 389 to 2536 code for a protein of 715 amino acids. Gene Ontology annotation, cellular component: extracellular exosome. Gene Ontology annotation, molecular function: ubiquitin binding.